This is a messenger RNA of Chaetomium fimeti, 768 nucleotides long. RefSeq lists its product as uncharacterized. The record is from RefSeq and is a predicted model, not a curated record. The transcript is spliced from 3 exons. The coding region runs from base 1 to 768 and encodes 255 amino acids. Gene Ontology annotation, biological process: mycotoxin biosynthetic process. NCBI's taxonomy places the organism in Eukaryota, Fungi, Ascomycota, Sordariomycetes, Sordariales, Chaetomiaceae.
AUGGACUCGAGGAAACGGGAGGCGGACGAGGAGGAGCAGACCUUCUUACCUAAAUCCGGAUCCAAUGAAGAUACCACGACCGGCUUCUCGACCGUGUGCCUGAAAUGCGACGGCAGCACCCCCCGGAAACGGGGCGUGGUUUGGUAUUCGAGGUUGAUCUUGGAGAUUGCCAUGGCGGCCACAAUAAUCUAUCUGCUCGUCGCCAAACCCCUGAUUGUCUCCCGCGAGACUCUCCGGCGGACACCGGUGCCUAAUUUACCACGGAAGAUUUACACCUUCCAGGACAACCCCAAAUACCUCCGCGGUGACAUGUGGUUCAACGAGACGUUGACCCUCCACACUCUCCACAACUGGAUCGAGUUGAGCUCAGAAAGCCGAGGCUAUGUCGUCGUCGACGAUGCCAGCCGCUACGACCUCCCGGAGCCGUACACGGUAGCGAUAGACCGGCACAACGACGGGCCGGGGUACAUGAUGACCGUCUUUCACCAGCUACACUGUCUCUCUUACAUCGCCGAGCACUACCAGCAGGGGUACGCCGGUGUCAACCUGACCGAGGAGGUCGCCCACCACACGAGCCACUGCUUCAACUACAUCCGCCAGGGCAUCACGUGCUCCGCCGACACCACGUUGGAGGGCAAGACGGAUGCCGGGCCGGGCGAGGGCUCGGAGCACGAGUGCGUCGAUUACGACGCGCUGCUGGAUUGGGCCAACUCGAACUCGGCCAUGAAAUGGCGGAAUGCUCUGCUGCCGGAAACGUCCAUCCUUUGA